This is a messenger RNA of Knipowitschia caucasica, 2922 nucleotides long. The record is from the annotation of a GenBank genome assembly. NCBI's taxonomy places the organism in Eukaryota, Metazoa, Chordata, Actinopteri, Gobiiformes, Gobiidae.
AUGGGUGGAGAGGGCAACGGGGGGGGGUGGGGUGUUGUUCUGUUUUGUCUUUUUGUCUGUGUUGGUUUUUUUGGGUUGUGUUGUUUGUGUUGUUGGUGUUUUUUGUUGUCGUCUCGUGGGUCGUGGGUCUGUGGUCGGGGGGGGGGUUGGGGUCGGUGGGGUGCGGGGGGCGGGGUGGUUUCGUGUGGGGGGCUGGGGUGUCUGUGGGUGUGCCGGCGGUUGGGGGUGUUGUGGGGCUUUUGCGGGGGUGUGGGGUGGAUUGGGUUGUCAUUGUGUGUGUGUGUGUGGUGGGGGGGUGUGGAUGGGCGUGGUGCGCGCCCGCUCGCCUCGCCUGUGCCGCCGGGGCUCUGGCGUGGCCCGCCGGCCUCGUGUGUGGGGGCCGUUGUGGGGGUUUGUUGUGGGGGGUGGUGGGGGGGUGUCUUCUCGUCGCGGCCCUGGUGGGGGCGGUGUGUGGGGGCGCCGCGGUGCCCGCCCGGGGGGGGCGCGCGGGCCCGGCGCCCCCCCGCCCCCCCCGCCCGCCGGCGGGGGGGCGGCGGGCCCGGCGCGCGGGGGCGGCCGGGCGUGCGGGCUCGGUCUGCCGGGGGGCGGGGCGCGGGCGGGGGCGGUGUUGUCGGGUGGUGCCCCCCGGGCGGGGGGGGGGGGAGGUCUGCGGGGGGGGGGGGCUGGUGGGGGGUGCUGUGCGCGGGUGGUGCCGGGUGUGUGCGGUGUGGUGUGUUCGCUGUGUGUUUAUUUGCGGGGUGUGUGCUUUGUGGUGGUUCUCACUCGGGUGUUGGUUGGUCGUUUGUGCGGUGGUGUGGUGGUGCUGUGGUGGGCGUGGGGGGGGGGUGGGGGGCUUGCUGUGCGCUGGUCUGCGUGCUGGCGGGGCGGGGGCGGGGCGGGCCCCGUGCGUUUGGUUUCGGGCUUUGGGUUCCUGCGUGGCUUUGGUCUUUGCGGGUGGCUGGGGGGGGGUGUUUUGUCCCUCCCCCGUUGGGUCCCUUGCCCCCCUGGCUUGUCUUCCUCUUGUUUCUGCCCCGUUUCCUUGUCCUUUGUCUUGUUUUUCGGGCGGUGGGGCGGGGGGGGGGGCGGGGGUUCGUUUUGCUUGUGGGUUUGUUGCGGUGUUUGUGUGUGGUUUGUUGUUUGUUGUUGCGGGUGUUUUGGUUGGUUUGCGGGGGGUGCCGCUUGGUUUUGUCGGUCUUUGCGCGGUGCCCUGUUUCUGUGCGUUGGGUUUUGUGGGUGUUGGGUUGGGCUCGCGUGGCUGCGCGCCGGUUGGGGUUGGUGGGGGGUGCGUCGUUUGGCGGUUGGGUGGCUUGGCGUCGGGGUUGGGUGGGGGGUGCCUCGUGGGGGCGCGGGUGGGGGGGGGCGGGGGGGGGGGGGGGCGCGGCCUGGGCGGGUGGGGGGCCGGGCGGGGGUGGGGGGGGGGGGGGGGGGGGGGGGCGCGGGGGGGCGGGUGGGGGGUGGGGCGGGCGGUUGCGGGGUGGGGGGGUUGGUGUUGUGUUGGGGGGGCGGGUUGUUGGUGGGUUGUUUUGUGGGGGGGUGCGGGGGUGUGUGGUGGCGGCGGGGGUGGGGGGGGGCUGGCUAUGGGGGGUGGGGGGGUGGGGGGUGGGGGUUGGGUGGGGGCGGGGGGCGGGGGUGGGCGGGUGUGUGCGGGUGGGGGGCGGGGCGGCGGGGGUCUGGGGGGGGCGUGGGGUGGCUCAUGAGGUUUAUAGCGUUUAUGGGGGGGGGGGGUUGUAUGGGUUGAGCGAUGUGGGAAGGUGGGUGCUAUUGUGUGUAUGUGGUGGGCGGGGGUACCUGCGUGGCGGUUAUGCGGUGGUUUUCGAAGCGGUUUUGUUGGAUGAAGUGGAGUGUUGGGAUUUGGAGUUGUGUGUAGGGGACAAAAUGAGACUGGUGGCUGGUGCUGGGGGCGGGUUGGGCGGAGGUGUUGUUGGUGGGGGGGGGGUUGGGGGGGGGUGUUUGGGGGGGCGUGGUGGUGGUCGGGGGUGGUGGGCGGGCGUUGGGUGGGGGGUGUUUGGGUGGUGGGGUGGUGUGGGGUUGUGUGGGGGUGCUGGCGGCGGGUGUGUGUUGGGUGGGGGGGUCGGGGGCGGUAAUGUGCGUGGUGGGCUUGUGGGUGCGGGUGGGUGGCGUGGGGCGUGGGGUUGUCGGUGGGCGGGGGUGGUCGGAUGGCGGGCGGUGUCGUGUGUUGUGGGGGGGGUGGGUGUUGGGUUGGGUGUAGGGUUGCUUGGUGUGGCGGGGUGUGGUGGGUGGUCGGGUGGUUGGUGGGCUGUGUUGGUGGUUGGGGGUUGGGGGUGGGUGGGGUUUGUGUCGGUGUGGUUGCGCGGGGGGGGGUUUCUUUGCUUGGUUGGUGGGGGGGGGAGGGGGGGGGUGUAUUUGGGUUGGUUGGUCGAAUUAUUGGGUGCAGGAAGGGAUGGGGUGGGGGUGUGUUGGUGUGUGUGUGUGGUUGUCUGGGGGGCCUGUGUGGGGCUGGGGGGGGGGGGGUUGGGGGGUUGCAGGGGUGGGGGGGGGGGGGGGUGGGGUGCCGGCGGCGGGGGGGGCCCGCGGCGGGGGGGGCGGGGGGCGGGGGGGCGGGGGGGGGGUUCCGUUCUCUGUGGCGCGCCGGGGGGGGGGGGGGGGGGGGGGGGGGGGGGCGGGGGGGGGGGGGGGGGGGGGGGCGGCGGGGGGGCGCGGGGGCGGGGGGGGCGGGGCGCGCCGCGGGGGGGGGGCGGGGGCGGGGGGGGGGGGGGGGCCGGGGGGCGCCGGGGGGCGGGGGGGGGGGGGGCGGGGGGGGCCGUGGUGUUUGUCGGUUGGCGGGGGGGGGUCGUGGGCGUUUGGUUUUUGGGUCGGUGGGGGGUGUGUGUCUACCGUGGUGGGGCGGUGUGGCGGGGUGCCGGGUGGUGUGGUGGGGCGGGGGCGGGGGGCGGGGGGGUUGCCGGGGGCAGACAUACAGACCUCUCCUGUCUCAGCAGCUAA